AUGGGCGCGCUGCUGCUCUGGCUGCUGCUGUCCUGGGUAGGGCUCGGGGGGCUGGGCGAGCUCGGGUGGGACGUGAGGACCCAGGGGGGUUCAUCUUCUCAAGUCCCCAGAAGGUCGCUAGAUGAGGACCUGGUGCUCCCGACCGCAAGUCCUGAGAAGUGGAAAAUGCUCUCGACACCCUGUGGCCACCGGAACAUCCACGAGCGCGUGGUGGGAGGCCAGAACACAAAACGCGGGUUCUGGCCGUGGCAGGGGAGCCUGCGAUUGCACAAAAGACACUUCUGCGGAGCCAGCCUGCUCAGCCGAUCCUGGGCUCUCACCGCGGCGCACUGCUUCAGAAAGUCCAAGAAUCCAUCAGACUGGAGUGUUCAGUUUGGUGAGCUGUCUUCCUACCCCUCUAUACUGAACCUGCGGGCCUACUUCAACCGUUACCAGGUGGAGAAGAUCGUGAUGAACUCCGAUUUUAAAGGACACUCUCCCUAUGACAUCGCCCUGUUGAAGCUGUCUUCCUCCGUCACCUACACGACGUACAUCCAGCCCAUCUGUGUGGUGGACUCCACCAAGGAGUUCAUUGACCGGACCGACUGCUGGGUGACCGGCUGGGGAAGGACCAAGGAGCAUAAACAUCUGGAGCCCCCCUACAACCUCCAGGAAGCCCAGAUCUCCAUCAUAAACAACACCAUGUGUAACUUUCUGUUCUACCAGCCCAACUUCCGCUCCAUCAUCUGGGGAGAUAUGAUUUGUGCAGGCAUUAGGGAUGGAAGCAAAGACGCCUGCUUUGGUGAUUCCGGUGGACCCUUGGUCUGCGAAGAGGACAGUGUGUGGUAUCAGAUUGGAGUCGUGAGCUGGGGCUUGGGCUGUGGUCGUCCGAACCGACCCGGUGUCUACACGAACGUCAGUGAGCACUUCCACUGGAUGCGUAGCCUGGUGGACCAAAGCCCCCCCAAGACAGAUCCCUUCUUGCUGCUGAUGCCAGCUCUGCUCUGGGUGCCCCCGCUCCUGAGGCCAGCCUGA
Messenger RNA from Chrysochloris asiatica (Cape golden mole), 1014 nucleotides. Its product is annotated as testisin-like. Bases 1 to 1014 code for a protein of 337 amino acids. Gene Ontology annotation, molecular function: serine-type endopeptidase activity. Lineage: Eukaryota; Metazoa; Chordata; Mammalia; Afrosoricida; Chrysochloridae. The record is from RefSeq and is a predicted model, not a curated record. The transcript has 6 exons. Gene Ontology annotation, biological process: proteolysis.